UGAGACCCCCGACAGCAAAGCUCCGUCUGGAACCCGCGGUGGGGUUCCCGGCCGGGCUCCGGUGGGGCUCAUCCCGAGAACCGGUGGGAUGCGGGAUCGCGACCGGUGGGUUCCGGUGGGGCUCAGCCCGGGAACCUGCGGGAUGGGGGCCAGGCACCGGUGGGGUUCAUUCCGGGAAUCGGCGGGAUGCGGGACCGCAGCCGGGUUCCGGUGGGGCUCCAGCACCACCCAGCGCCCGCCGCGCCGCACGGACCCUCGGGGGCAAACCACGGGCGCCGCAGCCGCGGUCCGGCCGGGGCGGGCAGGGACGGAACAUCCCCGGGGAGGAGUACGGACACGGCCCCCUGUUUCCUGCCCGUACUCCUCCCCCGACUUCCCCGGGCCCCGUACAACCGGAGACACCCCGUCCGAUCCCUCACACUCAGCGCGGCCCGAGCCCGGCGGGACGUGCCCGGUGCGGCGGAGCAUGGAAACAGGGAAUUGAUGUGGCUGCUCUCUUCUCUCUGCUGGCAGAGGCAAAGGGUUCCUAGAAGAUGAGUGACUGGGAUUUCCUGCAAAAACUGCUGGACCAAGUCCAGGAGCACUCGACUGUGAUCGGGAAGAUCUGGCUCACUGUGCUCUUCAUCUUCCGCAUCCUCAUCCUGGGCUUGGCCGGGGAGUCUGUGUGGGGGGACGAGCAGUCGGAUUUCGUGUGUAACACCAAGCAGCCGGGCUGCACCAAUGUCUGCUAUGACAAAGCCUUCCCCAUCUCCCACAUCCGCUACUGGGUGCUCCAGUUCCUCUUUGUCAGCACUCCGACCCUGAUUUACCUGGGCCACUUUGUCUAUCUCUCCCGGAAGGAGGAGAAGCUGAAGAAGCAGGAGAGUGAGCUUCGGGCUAACCACAGCAAGGACCCAAAGAUCGAGCAGGCCCUGGCAGACGUGGAGAAGAAGAUAUCCAAGAUCUACAUGACAGAGAGUGGGCGGCUCAAGAUCCGAGGGGCGCUGAUGUGGACGUACAUCAUCAGCGUGAUCUGCAAGAGCAUCUUUGAGGCCGGUUUCCUCGUGGGCCAGUGGUACCUGUAUGGCUUCUCCAUGGUGCCCCGCUAUGUGUGCAAGAGGGACCCCUGCCCCCACCAGGUGGACUGCUUCAUUUCCCGCCCCACUGAGAAGAGCAUCUUCAUCAUCUUCAUGCUAGUGAUGGGCCUGAUCUCCUUAACCCUGAACCUCCUGGAGCUCUUCCACCUCUGCUGCAAGAACCUGCUUAGCAACAUCAAGAAGGCGUCGGGGCCAGCUGGACCGAGCCAGGACACCUUUGUGGAUGACAUGGUCUCGAGUCCCUACGCACCCAAGCACUACCCCUUCCUGCCCAUGGCCGAGAGCCACGCACCCUCCUACCUGACCUACAACAAGCUCUCCAGCGAGCAGAACUGGGCCAACUACCGCAAUGAGGAGAACCUGGCCCUGGCCAGUGGCAGGCCCCUGUCGGACCCCCACGCCCCCCAGCCUGCUGAAGCCUCUGCCCCAGAGGAGAAGCCAGGCAGCCGGCCCGGGAGCUCAGCCUCCAAAAAGCAAUACGUGUAGUGCCGGGCUGGCCCCGGCUGGCAGGGGGACCUUCCUUGGUCCCUCGUGCCUGCAAAGGUGCUGGCUGUGGGCAGGCAGCUGCCUCCUGCCUGGUGCUGUGCCAUGCACGUUUCCCUCUGGAGGCUCCAGAGACCUGCCUGUCCUGGGAUGGGAUGCUCGGGAGUGCGGCCGUGGAGCGCAGCCUCCGCUCUCUCCAGUUUUCCCCACAGACCCUGCAAGGAAGGAAACUGCGCAAAGUUCCCUGAGAUGCCGUGUCCUGUGUGCCUUGCCAUGGGAAAGAGAAAGCCCUGGAGCAACGCUGUGGAACAGGCUGUCCCCGAGGCCAUGGCUGGAGGCUGCUGGCCAUUGGGAGCUGUGGCUCGGCCGGACCCCAGAGCCAGGAGCGCAGCCAUGGGAAGCUGCUUGUCUCCAGCCUCCACACAGAGCAGGCUGAGCUGGUGACUGCCGGGAAAAGCUGGGCUGGGGCAGCGUUGACAGAUCCUGGCCACCAGCCCCAUCCCAUUCCAGUGGCCCUGGCACCUGCCCAGGGUUUGCUGCAGGAGCUGCCCCCUCCCCAUGGGACACAGAGGGGUUAAGCCAGCUCUGCUGUGACCAGCAAAUCCCAAUGGCUGCAGGGUCACUGUGGGUGACCCAGGAGUGCGAGUUCCUCCCCUCCCGGCCCUGGGCUCUUUCCCAUGGGAUGUGUGCCUUUAAGUUAUUUUUAACCUCCUGGCCUGAGCACGGAGCUUUCUGCCUUAAAGGUGCAGUUUGCAGGGACUUUGGGGAGCCGUGUCCAGCCUGGUCAUGUGCCUUGGAGCCCUGUGGGGUUUAGGGAGGAAUCAGCCCAGCACCUGUUAGUUUGGGGGUUAUUGGAUUUUUAUUACUUUGCACUAGUCAUCUCCUGCUGUGGGCUGAGGGGCCAGGGGGGAUGGAAGAACCACCUGUUGUCACGGGAGCUGUCACCCCGACUUCCCCAGCCCACUGAUGCUGUGAGAGGGGAUUGUCCUACUAUGACCAAGGGGCUGCAGGUCCUGUGUGACCCAGGUGUGAGUGUGGGAUGUGGGCACUGCUCUCAGCACUGUUUCCCUUCCCCUGGCAGACUCUGUGUUGCAUCUUGUUGAAUAAAGUUGGAUGAAUGAGAAAAGGUGAAGGUGGUGUG
Corvus hawaiiensis (hawaiian crow) is the source of this 2700-nucleotide messenger RNA. RefSeq names its product gap junction protein alpha 4 (gene GJA4). Bases 534 to 1562 code for a protein of 342 amino acids. Gene Ontology annotation, cellular component: connexin complex. The record is from RefSeq and is a predicted model, not a curated record. Gene Ontology annotation, biological process: cell communication. NCBI's taxonomy places the organism in Eukaryota, Metazoa, Chordata, Aves, Passeriformes, Corvidae. The transcript has 2 exons.